Fusarium proliferatum ET1 is the source of this 837-nucleotide messenger RNA. RefSeq lists its product as uncharacterized. Bases 1 to 837 code for a protein of 278 amino acids. The record is from RefSeq and is a predicted model, not a curated record. NCBI's taxonomy places the organism in Eukaryota, Fungi, Ascomycota, Sordariomycetes, Hypocreales, Nectriaceae. The transcript has a single exon.
AUGGAUGCAAGAAACUCAACAAACUAUGGCAUCCGUAAAGAGAGGACAUUUCGGCUUGACGUGAUUCUUACAAUGUGGCAUGACGGCUACUUUGAGCCAAGCCAAAAUCCUGAUAUGGCCCAAGGGUCUCUCGAAAUUUCCCCUACAUCUACUGGCACCAAUCACCAACCAUUCUGGGUCGUAUCUACCAAAGACAUAAACGAUCUUGUGUUCACGCGAGCUGCUAGAUUCAUUGUUCCUCUAGAUCACUUAUUUCGCGAAGCUCACAUCUCCAACACUAUUUCACCACCUUCUCUGAUUCUUGCUUUCUAUACAGCCCAGCUGUUUUGCCGACUUCUCACCUAUGCGCUGACCAGUAAAGAGCAAUUCCCGUAUGGUAAUUGGAUUUGGCUUUCGCGAUGGACUGCACGUAGCCGAACACACCACACCAGAGAGCGGCGAGAGCGCCUCGGCCUCGGCUUAAAUGAGACUAUUCAAAGGUCAGGGAUGCUCUGGACAUAUUGCUUUCGAAAAGCUUAUCCAAAUUUGGUACCUCGAAAUCCCAUCCAGCGAGGCUUUCUAUCUCAGAUGAAUGUGCAGCGUCUUGCUGUAUUUAGUAUUAGUAUCGAGCUAUUUUUGAGACAUUUUCUUAAUCAAGCGAAAAACGAAUUUGAUUGUGAGAAUAUCGCGUCUUGGAGCAAUCUCUACUUCCUGAAUCUUUACCGGAAGUUCAAAGCUCUGUGGGGAAUAGUCGAGAGCUACACAGAUCCAUUUCAUGAUCAUUUUCGUUGCGUAAUUGGAAGAUACAUCCUAGUCGCAUUUAAUAGCGACUCAAGCAAAGACGUCACCACAGAUUAG